AUGGCAAAGCGUAAGGGAAAAGCCACGACAGCUAUUCCGGCGAAGAAGACACCCGCCAACAAGUCCGCCAAAAAGGUUGCCGCGAAGACCCCAGGAGCAGUAGGGGCGGCAUCCUCGACGAGUGGUCCGCCACCGAAGAAACAAAAAACAGCAAAAGGCUCGGUUGCAAUACCGUUAGUGGGUUCACGAUAUCCAAAACGAGGAGUGCAUGCGCCAGAGUCUCCGCCUCCACCCGAACCACCAAAGGUUUUGGGCCUCAUUAAGCCCCCUCCCAAUGUUGCUGCAGCUGGAACUGCCUUACAGUUCCCCAUGCCAGCGAAUCUUCCUGUAGGCCAUCCCACUAUCUAUUACGGAGAAAACGCACCUUUCCCUCGUUGGAGAACCCUCUUGGACUUUCAGGCCCCCAACCAAGAUCGUGAACAGAACUUGAUCAGAACACAUCCCCAAGAAACCAUCAUUCCAGGAGUGUCACCACUUUCCCACCCACGGGCUUAUGACAGGUUCAUAGGGCUAGGAGGUCUUCGAUGGAACUUUGAGCCUGGCCCGCCGACAUUUUGGCUCGGCCUGACAGGCCAACAGCUCCACACACACGCUCAUCAUCGUCUUAUAGAGGCACUAGAGAAUCCAUUCUCUCGACAGCAACUGCGACAGAUGAUACGGAAUGAGCAGUUUGCAGCCCAAAUCGCCAACGUCGAGGACCCUUUACCGCCUGCUCCAAGAUUGGACCGCGCGGGACCAGCAGGCCCCAACACAGUCAAAGAUCGAAUUGAGGACUCUGUAAAUCGAAUUGAGAACAGGGUACAAAGCUUCCCGGGACGCACUACCAGAUGCAGGUAUGAGCGUCCGGAACUCAACUAUCGGCAAGGCGAAGAGAAGCCCGGAAAAGAAGACCUCAUAGCUUUGAGAUUGAUGGCGAACAUGAGAGGAACCCUUGGCCCACCAGAUUACCAGGCCCCUUCCUUGAAUCCAACUGCGAGAAUUGGCGCAGCUGUUAAGCUUCCGCCUCCCUCUGCUCUUGCGCCAGCAGCCAGGAUGUCUAGUAAGGGCCGUUCAAAGGGCAUUCAACAGGGUCCGGGCUCUAUCGAUUUUAGUUCGGAGGAGAGAAUAGAAGAUAUCCAACGCGACAUGGGCCAGGUGAUCCCAGAACCUCCCGAGAUCGGAAUGACACCUUCGGGGGAUGUGAGCAAAAUUACUCGGAUUGGUGAGUACAAAUGUGUUUGGUUCAUUGUCAUCCUCUUAAUUCUAAGCAUGAUGUUGUGUCUUCUCCUGUAUUCAUUCAAUAUCAUCAGAUGA
This is a messenger RNA of Penicillium canariense, 1293 nucleotides long. RefSeq lists its product as uncharacterized. The record is from RefSeq and is a predicted model, not a curated record. The transcript has a single exon. Bases 1 to 1293 code for a protein of 430 amino acids. Lineage: Eukaryota; Fungi; Ascomycota; Eurotiomycetes; Eurotiales; Aspergillaceae.